This is a messenger RNA of Ooceraea biroi (clonal raider ant), 4166 nucleotides long. RefSeq names its product low density lipoprotein receptor adapter protein 1. The record is from RefSeq and is a predicted model, not a curated record. NCBI's taxonomy places the organism in Eukaryota, Metazoa, Arthropoda, Insecta, Hymenoptera, Formicidae.
CCGUUCCGGACGGUUCAUAUCGCGGCGCGCUGCCACUGUGGCAACACGUUUUCGCGGAUGCUCUCGUCUAGAAGAGAUCUAGUGCCGAACCCAUCAGUUGUCAAUCCUUUUCGAUCUUAAUUUCGUAAUGCUGGAGAGCUUACCGGCGGUAUAACACUGGUGACAGCUGUCGUGAUCGGUGGAACGAUCAAGUCGCUCGUUUUCGAGUUCGCGUGCUCUGGAUGUGGAAAUUCCGAUACCGAGAUUCGUGAGUGAGAGACGAACACACGAGGGAAAGGAAACUGGCGAAACAGAUCGUAACGAGAGAGAAGAUCUUGGAGCUACUAGAAUCGGUAGUGUUGCGCUGGACUAGGAUGUCGUUCUUCAGGGGUUUGUGGAAGAGCAGCUCGAAGCAUAAGAAGCUGUGCGAGGAAUGGGCGCUGGCGAACAGCCGUGAGUGCGUAGAAGGUGGCGGCUCGGCCGGUACGACACACGGGGAGGAAUCCGAGGAUGCGUCCGAGGCGAGGUUCACUCUUAAAUAUCUGGGCAGCACCCUCGUUGAAACGCCCUCAAGCGAAGAGGCUACAGCGGAAGCCAUCAAGACCGUCAUCACUAUGGCGAAAGCGAGCGGAAAAAAACUGCAAAGGGUCUCCUUGGCUAUAAGUUUAAGAGGAAUUAGAAUGACGGACUUGGCUACCGAAGAAGAUCAACUUCAAGUGUCAAUAUACAGGAUCUCGUAUUGUUCGGCCGACGCGACGCACGAUCACGUGUUCGCGUUCAUCGCGACCAAUCUGAACGAGACGAUGGAGUGCCACGCGUUUCUCUGCCCGAAGAGAAAAAUGGCACAGACGGUGACUCUGACGGUAGCGCAGGCCUUCAACACGGCUUAUCAGGCGUGGCAGUUGUCGCAGUCCGAUCCUAGGAUUCAUCACACCCAGGAUAAGAGUUCUGCCUUGACGAACGACAGGAUCGACAAUAACGAGAAGAAGAACGCUAGCGAGACAAAGACCAGCAACGGUAAGAUUAACGAGCAAAACAAGCAAAAUGGCCAGCAACGACGCAAUGACAGUCAAAAGAAUCUCUUGAUCGAUCUGUCGAAUGACCCCAAGCCAACGGGAAAUUCAUGGGUAUGCUUUGAAGAAGAUUCAGACAUGAAGAAAGGCCAAAAGAAAAAUACGGCUCUCAACAACAGCAUUCCCAUGACCACUCUAAGGCACCACACCUCAGCCUCCACGCCGGCUCAUCAUGUGGUGCCCCGACCAAGCACCGGCUUCAAGGUACAGAAUGCUUGGGGCGAGUCCAGAUCGGUCGAUCUAAUGUGCUCGUAGCAGGCAGGAUAGCCGGCGGCCGAUAGCUUCAGGGAUGUGCCGUUAAUCACGGGCCUCUGGAAGCACCUAUCAAACAACGGCCAACCUAAAAAGACCAACGGCAGUCAUUAGGACCCCGCGAAGCUAUCCUUUCCGGCCUUUCAGCGCGGAGACUUUUCAAAUUUCAAAAAUCAAGGAUCCUCGCCAGUCCUUCGCUUUACGUACUUUUGUCAAAUGCUGCGAGGAAAAACAGCGACGAAUCACGACGGUAGUUUGUGUGAUGCAAUCUUUAAGGAACCAUGCCUAUUUCGUAUUCGUUGAGGGAUAUGAAGGCAAUCGCGGGUGAUUUUUACCGGUAUGACAACGGCGAUAGUUUUAACAAGGACCAAAGAGCGGCAGAAAGAUAUCGGUAAUCGAGGUGAGAGCAAUUUGUAAUGGAUUUUAUAUAACAGCGUAUAUAUAUAUAUAAUAUACAUACUUGUGCCAAUUACUUUACACAUACAUAUCGCACAACAUAACUGAAGGGAGUGUGAAUGAAGACACUCACUUUUCUGUCGUUUUUGAUGUGGUGUAUUGACUCUGGAAAUUAGAUUAUAUAUACACGUAUAUGUAUAAAAUUAGUCGCAGAUUUUCGCGCUACCAGAGAAUAGGAUUCCAAAGAUAAAGAUUAAGAUGCAAUUUUGAUUCAAAGUUCAUCGGAGAAUUGAAAAAUACGAUGCAAAUAUCACAGAUGAAUCUAUUAUCAAAUAUAUUAGAAAUUCUUCUUAAGAAUUUUAAUAUAAUUUUUAUUGUAAUUUUGAAAAAAAUAUUAAUUAAUUAAUAAGAGCAUUUUAAAAAAGAAAGAUAUCUAAAACUAAUUAUAAAAUAUAUCGUGUUACAAUAUAGAAAUAAGCUAUGUAGACAUAUGGUUGAUUUUCUAUAUAUUUAUCUUAUUUUUAUCGAUACUAAUUAUUUAAUCUUCUAUUUCUACUUCUAUUCUACUUCUAUUAAAUUUCUAAACGCGUUUCUUAUUUUCUUUUUGUAGAAUAAUCGAUGUCGAAUUAAUUAGUUUUUGCAUCGAGAUUUUCAAUUAUAUCGAUCGGAGUACAAUUCCCACAUUCCUAAAUUGAUUAAACUUAGAGUCUUAAUGCUAAAAUGCAUCCCGUCCAAAUUCGAAAAGUUUGCUGCCACAUUGUAACCCCGUACAUUUCGAAUACUUUACACACAUUUACGAUGCAAUGUGCGAAUAAAUCGUUUUAAGAGUUUUGGAGUUAACUCCCGUCACGUGAAGAAUGCGUGUUCCAGAGUUGAUACGUGUUUGUUACUUUUGUUGAAAAUGUGCUAUAAUGAAAAACGAAGAAAUCGAGAAAAUGGGAGCCAGGUUUCGUAGAUCGAUUCCCUAUUACGGUGCUGGAUAGAGAUAAUCUUUUACCUAAUCGUUGAUAGUCGAGUCUUUGAUUGAAUAGCUGGGCUAUUUCUCGGUUGCAAUUGAUUAAAGUUUUCCGCUUAAAAUCAUAGUUGUAGUUAUUUAGAUGAAUACGAACAAGUCGCAUUAUAUAAUUCUUAAUACAUUAUUGAUGUGAUUUGCAAUCGGAGCUCGUUUUAUGAGAGACUCGUUUUUUCAUAUUUCGAACGAAUCGAGUUUGUCGAACAGACUUUCUCGUGCCGAUAGCGAUUUUAUUGAUAGCGUUCGGCGGAGAGCGACUGCUAUCGAAUUUUACUGCAAUACUAUAUAUUAAACAAUAUUAAACAUGAAUGUGUUGAUGUAUACGUUACGAAUAAAUAUGUGCGCGUAGUAGCUGGUAGGGCGUAACAAUGCCACGAAGAUAACCGAGGAGCGUUAACAUGAUUUAGCGUUACCUAUAGAUUGAUCAUUUAAUUAAUCGGCUGUCAAACGUCAAAUACGUAAAUGUGUUAUAGUUUUAAAAAUCAUGUGUAAAAAUGAUUACCUGUGCGAUUCCAUAUCACGCACGAUCAUCUUAUUGAACAAUUUAAAUUCUUGUUUCGAGUAAUUCUAUUGUCGAUUCCGUUUUAAUAUUAUGAGGAAUGAACAAAUACACUGAAGGAAAAUCAAUAACUUGGCAUUUCUUUAUCGGACGGUUAAGAUACAUGUGUAUGUAACAGGUUGUAUCCAUUUCCGAAAAAGCUACAGCAGAUAUAGUACGUUAUAUAAGAAAUCAUUGUGAAUUAGUUAGUGUCAUAUCCUCGAAAAAGAACAUUUUUAGAACUUAGAAUUAUGACGAUUCUGACGGUUAUCUCAAUUUAAGAUUUCUGAAAUCUGGAAUUUCUGGUUUGCAAAAUUUAUUGUGGGAUAACAUUAAAAUGCUUCCCUUCUAAUCGUAAGUCCUUUCUUGAUCAAGAUUUUUAUACGAAAUUUCUUAUUUUUGUUUAAGUAUAAUGUAUAAUAUUAAUGUAUAACACUUUAUAACUUCAUUUUACUAUUGUACUAUUUAAUUGCUAUUAAGAAAUUUAUGUUAUCAUAAAGCAGCCUCAAUUAGGAGAAAUAUUUUUCUAACAAUAAGAUAAAAUAUAAUAAACUAAGUUUCUUUCACAGCACAUAAAAUUUAUAGUCUCAAUAUUCGUCUCAAUAUUCGUUUAUCUUAUUAUAACUACAUUUUCACAACUUUGCCGAAUGAUGUCUAUGUCAAGAAAGGAUUAUGAUACUCAGAUUAUUUUAUAACAGAUGGAUUGUGUAUCAGUGACAAAUGUGAACGUUGAAACGCACGCUGAUAAUCGUUCCGAAGUAGACAAAACACAUCACGAUAAUUUUACAUAGAUGCGUGUUAGUCGCUUACGAUCAUCGCACUUGUAUUAUCACGGGAAUGUUACAUAUUACAUUGUUGCGCUAAAUGUUCGUAGUUCGUAAGCAGCACGAAUCAAAUAUACGUAUACAUAUCCGAC